UAUCAAUGUUAGUGGGGGGGAUUUUUCGCUAGCCGGGACUCAAAAGAGGGGCGGGAUCGAGUCGAGGGUAAGGAAGUAGUAUGGAUGGAUGGAUGGACGUACGUAGCACUUGCGGCAGAUGGACUUCUCGCAGUUGUACUUGGAGGCAAGAGCCUUAAGGGAGGGCUCGAUGAUACCACCACGCAGACGGAGGACCAGGUGAAGGGUGGACUCCUAUAGUCGAGAAGAUAACCCGUCAGUGAAACUAUAUCCCGAGUGAUUGAUGUCGCGUCAGAUGCCGAUAGUCGUGAAACGUCCAUGAAUGCGACCGUGCCGAUGGAACUAUCCCCCCCUCCUCAAAACCUAGUUGCGUGUUGUGGUGCCCCAACCGACCCAAAUCGCAUCAUGUUCGUAACCGACUAUCCGAGCAGACGAAAUCGACGUAUAGAUAUUUCGCGGAACCGGUUCAUUUCAUACCUUCUGGAUGUUGUAGUCGCUCAGGGUGCGGCCAUCCUCAAGCUGCUUACCAGCGAAGAUAAGACGCUGCUGAUCCGGGGGGAUACCCUCCUUGUCCUGGAUCUUGGUCUUGACGUUGUCGAUGGUGUCGCUCGACUCGACGUCGAGGGUAAUGGUCUUACCCGUGAGGGUCUUGACGAAACUAUUGAUCGGAAAGAAGCCUGGGUCAGUUUCCUUGAUUCAUUCUCGAUGAUAUUAUUCGUGCCAUCUCUUUCGGAUUUCGGGCUGGGAUUCGACGGGUGGUUGCCAGGGAACUUGGAAUGACCUACAUCUGCACUGCAGAGACGCGGAAAAAACGACAUGUUAGCUUGCGACUUCAGAGGACACGCAUUUCGCAUUCACGAACGAAAAGGGUAUACGUACUGGCUGCGGUUUUCGU
Messenger RNA from Aspergillus costaricaensis CBS 115574, 874 nucleotides. RefSeq lists its product as uncharacterized. The record is from RefSeq and is a predicted model, not a curated record. The coding region runs from base 298 to 759 and encodes 153 amino acids. NCBI's taxonomy places the organism in Eukaryota, Fungi, Ascomycota, Eurotiomycetes, Eurotiales, Aspergillaceae. The transcript has a single exon.